This is a messenger RNA of Rangifer tarandus platyrhynchus (Svalbard reindeer), 5181 nucleotides long. NCBI's taxonomy places the organism in Eukaryota, Metazoa, Chordata, Mammalia, Artiodactyla, Cervidae. The record is from the annotation of a GenBank genome assembly.
AUGUCUGAUUUUGUGGAAAGCGAGGCCGAGGAGUCCGAGGAAGAGUACAAUGAUGAAGGCGAGGUGGUGCCCCGGGUCAACAAGAAAUUUGUAGAAGAGGAGGAUGACGAUGAGGAGGAGGAGGAGGAGAACCUGGAUGAUCAGGAUGAACAAGGAAACCUGAAAGGCUUUAUCAAUGAUGAUGACGAUGAAGAGGAAGGGGAGGAGGAUGAGGGUAGUGACUCUGGAGAUUCGGAAGAUGAAGUUAGCCACAAGAAGAGAAAACGCACAUCUUUUGACGACCGCCUGGAGGAUGAUGAUUUUGAUCUCAUUGAGGAGAAUUUGGGUGUCAAAGUCAAAAGAGGACAAAAAUACCGACGUGUCAAAAAAGUCUCUGAUGAUGAGGACGACGAGGAGGAGGAAUAUGGCAAGGAAGAACAUGAAAAAGAAGCUAUCGCAGAGGAGAUCUUUCAGGAUGGGGAAGGGGAAGAAGGGCAGGAGGCCGUGGAGGCCCACAUGGCUCCUCCAGAAGAGGAGGAGGAAGAUGAUGAAGAGUCAGACAUUGAUGACUUUAUCGUGGACGAUGAUGGACAGCCUCUGAAAAAACCUAAGUGGCGGAAAAAGCUUCCUGGAUACACUGAUGCGGCUCUGCAGGAAGCCCAGGAGAUUUUUGGUGUGGACUUUGACUACGAUGAAUUUGAGAAAUACAAUGAGUACGACGAAGAACUGGAGGAAGAGUAUGAGUAUGAGGACGAUGAAGCUGAGGGCGAGAUCCGAGUGCGCCCCAAGAAGACCACCAAGAAACGUGUGAGCCGCAGGAGCAUCUUCGAGAUGUAUGAGCCCAGUGAGCUGGAAAGCAGCCACCUCACGGAUCAGGACAAUGAAAUCCGAGCCACUGACUUGCCUGAGAGAUUCCAGCUCCGUUCCAUCCCCGUCAAGGGGGCUGAAGAUGAUGAACUGGAAGAAGAGGCAGACUGGAUCUACAGGAAUGCCUUUGCCACACCAACCAUUUCUCUGCAGGAAAGCUGUGAUUACCUAGACCGAGGGCAGCCAACCAGCAGCUUCAGUCGAAAAGGGCCCAGCACAAUUCAGAAGAUUAAAGAGGCCCUGGGCUUCAUGCGAAAUCAGCAUUUUGAGGUGCCUUUCAUUGCUUUCUACCGGAAGGAGUAUGUGGAGCCUGAGUUGCAUAUCAACGACCUGUGGAGGGUGUGGCAGUGGGAUGAAAAGUGGACCCAGCUGAGGAUUCGUAAGGAGAACCUAACACGGCUGUUUGAGAAGAUGCAGGCUUAUCAGUACGAGCAAAUCUCUGCUGAUCCUGACAAGCCCCUUGCUGAUGGCAUCCGGGCUCUGGACACCACGGACAUGGAGAGGCUCAAGGAUGUUCAAUCAAUGGAUGAACUGAAAGAUGUCUACAAUCAUUUUCUGCUCUAUUACGGUCGUGACAUCCCUAAGAUGCAGAAUGCCGCCAAGGCCAGCCUCAAGAAGCUAAAGCGUGUAAGGGAAGAGGGAGAUGAGGAAGGUGAUGGUGAGGAGGCAGAAGAUGAAGAGCAGAGAGGGCCAGAGCUCAAGCAGGCUUCUCGACGAGACAUGUACACCAUCUGCCAGAGCGCUGGGCUAGAUGGCCUGGCCAAAAAGUUUGGGCUUACACCUGAGCAAUUUGGGGAAAAUCUCCGGGACAGCUACCAGCGGCAUGAGACGGAGCAGUUUCCAGCAGAGCCCUUGGAACUGGCAAAGGACUAUGUUUGCAGCCAGUUCCCUACCCCGGAAGCCGUGCUGGAAGGUGCCCGCUACAUGGUAGCCCUGCAGAUUGCCCGAGAGCCCCUCGUCCGGCAGGUGCUAAGACAGACUUUCCAGGAAAGGGCCAAGCUCAAUAUAAGCCCCACUAAGAAAGGUAGAAAGGAUGUGGAUGAGGCCCACUAUGCUUACUCCUUCAAGUAUUUAAAGAACAAGCCUGUUAAGGAACUGAGAGAUGACCAGUUCCUCAAGAUCUGCCUGGCUGAAGAUGAAGGGCUGCUCACCAUUGAUAUCAGCAUUGAUAUGAAGGGAGUAGAAGGCUAUGGCAGUGACCAGACGUAUUUCGAAGAAAUCAAACAAUUUUACUACCGAGAUGAGUUCAGCCAUCAGGUGCAGGAGUGGAACCGGCAGCGCACCAUGGCCAUCGAGCGAGCUUUACAGCAAUUCUUGUAUGUGCAGAUGGCCAAAGAGCUCAAGAACAAGCUGCUGGCUGAAGCCAAAGAAUUUGUCAUAAAGGCCUGUAGUCGAAAGCUCUACAACUGGUUGAGGGUGGCGCCCUACAGGCCAGAUCAACAAGUAGAAGAAGACGACGACUUUAUGGAUGAGAACCAAGGGAAGGGCAUCCGGGUCCUAGGCAUUGCUUUCUCCUCUGCCAGAGAUCACCCUGUGUUCUGCGCCUUGGUCAAUGGUGAAGGAGAAGUGACAGACUUCCUCCGGCUGCCUCAUUUUACCAAACGGCGAACUGCAUGGAGAGAGGAAGAGCGGGAGAAGAAGGCUCAAGACAUUGAAACUCUGAAGAAAUUCCUUCUGAACAAAAAGCCUCACGUGGUGACAGUUGCAGGAGAGAACAGGGAUGCCCAGAUGUUGAUUGAGGAUGUGAAGCGCAUCGUGCAUGAGCUGGACCAGGGUCAGCAGCUGUCCUCUAUUGGGGUGGAGCUGAUUGACAACGAGUUGGCCAUCCUCUAUAUGAACAGCAAGAAAUCAGAGGCAGAAUUCCGGGAUUACCCUCCUGUGCUGAGACAGGCCGUCUCCCUGGCCCGGCGCAUCCAGGACCCUCUGAUUGAGUUUGCCCAGGUGUGCAGCUCAGAUGAAGACAUCCUGUGCCUCAAGUUUCACCCCUUGCAGGAGCAUGUGGUGAAAGAAGAGCUACUCAAUGCCCUGUACUGUGAAUUCAUCAACCGAGUCAAUGAGGUUGGAGUUGAUGUCAACCGUGCCAUUGCCCACCCCUACAGCCAGGCCUUGAUUCAGUAUGUCUGUGGCCUGGGACCUCGAAAAGGGACCCAUCUUCUGAAGAUUCUGAAACAGAACAACACCAGGCUCGAGAGCCGGACUCAGCUGGUCACCAUGUGCCACAUGGGUCCCAAAGUCUUCAUGAAUUGCGCUGGCUUCCUCAAGAUUGACACCGCCUCCCUGGGGGACAGCACUGACUCAUAUAUUGAAGUCCUUGAUGGUUCCCGAGUUCACCCUGAGACUUAUGAGUGGGCCAGGAAGAUGGCAGUGGAUGCUCUAGAAUAUGAUGAAUCAGCUGAGGAUGCCAACCCUGCGGGAGCCCUUGAAGAAAUCUUGGAAAACCCAGAGCGACUCAAGGACCUAGACCUUGAUGCCUUUGCAGAAGAACUGGAGAGGCAGGGCUAUGGUGACAAACACAUCACGCUGUACGACAUCCGAGCGGAGCUGAGCUGUCGAUAUAAGGACCUCCGGACUGCCUACCGCUCUCCUAACACAGAGGAAAUCUUCAAUAUGUUAACCAAAGAAACACCAGAGACCUUCUACAUUGGAAAGCUCAUUAUCUGCAACGUCACCGGCAUCGCCCACAGGCGUCCACAGGGUGAGAGCUACGACCAGGCAAUCCGCAACGAUGAGACGGGGCUGUGGCAGUGCCCUUUCUGUCAACAGGACAAUUUCCCGGAACUAAGCGAGGUCUGGAACCACUUUGACAGCGGUUCAUGCCCAGGCCAGGCCAUCGGUGUCAAAACACGGCUAGACAAUGGUGUCACUGGCUUCAUCCCCACCAAAUUCCUCAGUGACAAAGUGGUAAAGCGGCCAGAGGAACGAGUGAAGGUGGGAAUGACUGUUCAUUGCCGCAUCAUGAAGAUUGACAUCGAGAAGUUUAGUGCAGACCUGACCUGCCGCACCUCAGACCUCAUGGAUAGGAACAACGAGUGGAAGCUGCCCAAGGACACCUACUAUGACUUUGACGCCGAAGCAGCAGACCACAAGCAGGAGGAGGACCUGAAGCGGAAGCAGCAAAGGACCACAUAUAUCAAGCGAGUGAUUGCACACCCAUCCUUCCAUAAUAUAAAUUUUAAGCAAGCAGAAAAAAUGAUGGAAACCAUGGACCAGGGUGAUGUGAUCAUCCGACCGAGCAGCAAGGGCGAGAAUCACCUGACAGUGACCUGGAAGGUCAGUGACGGCAUCUACCAGCACGUGGAUGUGCGGGAAGAGGGCAAGGAAAAUGCCUUCAGCCUGGGAGCCACCCUGUGGAUCAACAGUGAGGAGUUUGAAGACUUGGAUGAGAUUGUUGCCCGCUAUGUUCAGCCUAUGGCAUCCUUUGCCCGGGACCUUCUAAACCACAAAUAUUAUCAGGACUGCAGUGGUGGGGACCGUAAGAAAUUAGAGGAGCUGCUCAUCAAAACUAAGAAGGAGAAGCCCACCUUCAUUCCCUAUUUCAUCUGUGCCUGCAAGGAACUGCCCGGCAAGUUCCUACUGGGAUACCAGCCCCGGGGUAAACCCAGGAUAGAAUAUGUAACUGUGACUCCAGAAGGAUUCCGGUACCGGGGCCAAGUCUUUCCCACUGUGAACGGCCUUUUCAGAUGGUUUAAGGAUCACUAUCAGGAUCCUGUACCAGGCAUCACCCCCAGUAGCAGCAGCAGGACCCGAACACCUGCUUCUAUCAAUGCUACCCCAGCCAACAUCAACCUUGCAGAUCUCACGCGGGCUGUGAACGCCCUGCCCCAGAACAUGACCUCGCAGAUGUUCAAUGCCAUUGCUGCCGUGACAGGCCAGGGCCAGAACCCUAAUGCUACCCCAGCACAGUGGGCCUCCAGCCAGUAUGGCUAUGGUGGCAGCGGAGGGGGCAGUAGCGCUUACCACGUAUUCCCAACACCAGCCCAGCAGCCAGUGGCCACACCACUAAUGACCCCCAGCUACUCCUACACAACACCCAGCCAACCCAUCACCACGCCACAGUACCACCAGCUGCAGGCCAGCACCACCCCACAGUCUGCCCAGGCCCAGCCCCAGCCCUCCUCCAGCUCCCGGCAACGGCAGCAGCAGCCAAAGUCCAACAGCCAUGCAGCCAUCGACUGGGGCAAGAUGGCGGAGCAGUGGUUGCAGGAGAAGGAGGCGGAGCGGCGGAAACAGAAGCAGCGGCUGACCCCUCGGCCCUCUCCCAGCCCUAUGAUCGAAAGCACCCCCAUGUCUAUUGCUGGCGAUGCCACCCCACUCCUGGACGAGAUGGAUCGGUAG